GACGCUUUAUUAUGGGUAACGUGUUCAACUUAAUUCACAACUGGAUCAGCAGUCGGUGUGACGAUUAUGCCAACAACGUAACAAUCCCAAUACGUCAUGGUAAUUCGAUUCCGAUUCAUCCGCCCGUUUAUUCUUGGGAUAGAAAAACAGACACUGAUGCGAGCCAAUUUCGAUUAGAAAAUCUGAACGGUCAAUUCAUUUGUCGAACCCUCGUCAACCAAGGACAACAGUUUACGAUUGAGGGAUGCAAGCGAUCCUUAAUUCUCGUCACAGGGUCGUUUGAUAGCGUCUUUGUCGAUGAUUGCAUAGAUUGCAAAAUCAUUCUGGGGCCUGUUAGAGGCAGCGUUUUCUUGAGGAGCUGCAGCGAGUGUUUCGUAGUGACGACUUGUGGACAACUUCGAACCCGAGAUUGUAACGAAAUAACCUGCUAUAUUUUCUGUGCCAGUCAACCAAGCAUCGAGGUGUCUUACGCGAUGAAGUUUCAAUGCAUUUCGCUCGACUAUCCGGGACAGCGUGAUGACUUUGCUAAUGCCAGACUGAAUGCGAAAAUCGCUAAUCGGUGGUCGGAGAUUUUUGAUUUUACGCCGUCUUCUUUAUCUAGCAACUGGAGAUUGCUAUCCGUCGAAGAUCGUGUAGAAGAUCAUCUAGAUAAAGUGGAACUAUUGCAUUGUAUCAAUCACCAAAUUACCUUCAACCGGACUCUUUCGCUCAUCCCGUUCACUCAUCCAGCGCUGAACAUUUUCAGCAGGGAUGAUCUGUUAGGCAAGGCCCAAUAUGAUAUGACGGGCAAAUUCUAAAAUUUUAAAGAAAACAGAGCAAUGGUUCUUAAAUACUAUUGUGUUGUCUCAACAUACCCAAGAUAUCCACGAAGACUAGGCUCUACAUGGUUUUUGGAAUUACAAUUUAUGUAUGUAUAUUUUUUUUUCAAUCAGACUUUGGAAAGACAAUGAUUGUUUAUUUCGAUGUCUCGACAAUCUUUGGAAGGGAACGGGGCGUAUAUUCUGGUAACUAUGAUAUAUGUCUGCAACGGGUGUUGUAACUCAUACUGUAUACCUAAUAAGCUCAUGUCAAAUAAGCCCUUCGAGAACGUCCAAGGACAAUCGAGUACCACAAAUUUAACCGCCUUCUCGUUUCCGGGACGUGACGAAAUUAUCUGACUCAGAAACGAAUGACUUAUAUCCAGCGCCUACCUGUUUUUCUGCCGUCACGAAUAAAAUUGUUCAAGUCCCUGUGA
Molecule: messenger RNA, 1234 nt
Organism: Daphnia magna
Lineage: Eukaryota; Metazoa; Arthropoda; Branchiopoda; Diplostraca; Daphniidae
Product: protein XRP2
Exons: 5
Coding region: 12-797 (261 amino acids)
Biological process (GO): post-Golgi vesicle-mediated transport
Cellular component (GO): periciliary membrane compartment; cilium
Molecular function (GO): GTPase activator activity
Source: RefSeq, a predicted model, not a curated record